This is a messenger RNA of Aspergillus niger, 1194 nucleotides long. RefSeq lists its product as hypothetical. NCBI's taxonomy places the organism in Eukaryota, Fungi, Ascomycota, Eurotiomycetes, Eurotiales, Aspergillaceae. Bases 1 to 1194 code for a protein of 397 amino acids. The transcript is spliced from 9 exons. The record is from RefSeq and is a predicted model, not a curated record.
AUGGAUCCCGGUCACCUGGCUGGCCGGGUGAUUUUCCCUAGGCCAAAUGGUGGGUCCGGUGAUGGUUCGCGAACUGCGCGUGUCUACCCUUCGGGUUGGGAGCGGGGGAAGGUCAAGGCGACGAGGAGGAGGCUUGUACCUUUGUUUCAUGUUGGUUUAUCUCCGAAAGGAAAGAGGUAUGUCCGUGCGGCUUUGAGAGGGGACGAAGAGGGGGGGCGAGGUCUUAUGUGGCUCUCGAGGAUCAAUAGACUUGAGGAAUUGCCUUCGGAGAUCCUCGCCUUUGCUCCUCCGCCAGUAUGCAAUCCUCCGUGUGUCGGUGCUACGGCUGAAGGGCCUGGAACCCGUUCCAGUGGCAAUGAUGAGGGCGUUACUGCUAGUGGUGGCUAUAUCUGGAACAAGACUCAUGCAGAAAUAGAUAGUGAUGGGGCCUUGAACGCAGGACGAGGUGGACGCAGCACUCCGUAUGGAAUAAUGGAAUGCCGGGAGAAGGGCGCCCCCUUGAAGCAUCUGAAACAAUGGCACGAGUUGCUUGAGCCUUACUGGCGGCGGUGGUUGACACUGGGACGGCCUUCAAUAUUAUUCUGCAUAAGGGCACUAUGCGAAUGCGGAAGGCAGAGAGAUAGGACUUCGUGCCAGGCCAUCCCGGUCUCUGCUGAGAUCCGUGCCAUGAUGGGCCGCGCUAAUGUACGUGAGUUCAUAAGCGUAUCCUCCGGAGGCCUCUCAAUGGCCGGUAGUGACAGGGAAGUUGCUAUAAGCAAGUCGACAGGUAGACUAGCCUGGGUAGCUUGCGAGCCGGACGACUGGCUACCGGAUUUGGACAACGCAUUGAGGGGCGCGAAGGGGUCUAGGCGGGGAGGGGGGGCCUCCUCCAAAAGCAAAGGAUUCAGUCAACUGUCAGUGUCAGCGGCAGUCCGUUCAGGAUGGCCUUGCACCCCAUUCGAAAAAGAUACCGAUGGUGAUGGUCCUCGAGUCAUCAAACCCAAGGUGACUGGGUACUAUGGUCGAACCCAAAUUGCAAUGAACCGGUUCCCCGUACUUAGUAAAUCGUGCUAUGGAUCUCUCAUGAACACAUUAAGGUUCGCUUCAGCCGCUCCUCUCUCUCUAUUGAUGGACUGUUGCCCUUCCGUCGCUGCUGGGGAUUCCCUGGUUGAAACCAAUAGAUUGGCACUUAUGGAUGCUUCGAGACCCCGAUAA